Mercenaria mercenaria is the source of this 2031-nucleotide messenger RNA. RefSeq lists its product as uncharacterized. The coding region runs from base 1 to 2031 and encodes 676 amino acids. Gene Ontology annotation, molecular function: zinc ion binding. The record is from RefSeq and is a predicted model, not a curated record. The transcript is spliced from 2 exons. Lineage: Eukaryota; Metazoa; Mollusca; Bivalvia; Venerida; Veneridae.
AUGGAAGUUUCAGGAAAGAAAACGGAAGAAGAACAAGACACCAGCUCUACAGCAUCAGAACAUAAAAGUCUUGAAGCAGCAAUUGAAAUUACAACGUCUCGGACCAAUUCGACAAAGGAAAAUGAAGACACAGAGUUCAAAGAUUCCCCUGCAACGAAAGAAUCUCUGGAGGUUGAACAAAGAUUAGAAGAAUAUAGCUUAAAAACAACCAGAUCUGUUGAUGAAAGGAAUAAAGCUUUUACAGCUGAUAAUUUGUCAGGAUAUGAACAAGAAACUUGUAAAGCCGAUGAGAAUAACUCGGAUUUGGCAAGCAAAAACACACAUGUGAAUGAAGAUAUUAAAACCAAUGAAAUUAACAACGAAGAGAAUGAUACCUACAGUAAAGAACGUAUGCCUAGACAUAAAGGAAAUUUGAAAAAGAUAGCCAGUAAAGAACCAUGUUCUAAACACAUUGGUAGUGAAAUAGAGUUUUAUUGCGAAGCAGAUGAAGAAUUAUGCUGUUGUAUUUGUGUACGUUCUGAUCACAGUUGUUGUAAGAGUGUGAAGAGAAUUGCGGAUAUUGCACAUAGCUUUUCAGAAAGUAACGACUACCGAAACACAAUGAAAAGUCUUGAUUUUGUAGUUGAAAUGGGGAAAUCUUUUGAAAGUCAGUUGCGAGAAAGUUAUGUCGCUGUAGAAGAGUACCGUUCAAAAACAAGAAGACGUAUUUUGGAGUAUAAACAUGAGAUAAAUGCCUUGUUUGACAAACUGGAACGUGACAUUUUGUCUAAAAUUAAUAGUAAACAAAAAGAUGACACCAACGAAUUAGAAUCACUUCAUCAAAGAAUUAGCACAAUGCUUUUUGAAGUACAAGCUAUAAAAGAACUGAUUCAUACCGUACGGUUAAAAUCAGACGAAAAUUAUCAACUAUUUAUUUCAGUAAAGAAAUUGAACAAAAAAAUGAACAGUUGUUUUGAAGACAUAAAAUGUAUGAAACAGAAAAACCUUAUUCAUGGAUACGAGUUUAAGGCGGAUGAGAAAAUAGAGAAACUUAUAGGUGGUGAUAUAACAAAUCUUGGCGAACUUUGUAUGAAAACGCCCGAAACACCAGCGGCAAAAUUGAUAUCGGAGACUCGUGUUAUUAAAUUAAGGUCAAAAUCAGUCACAGUUGGAUCAGUCCACAGAAGUAGAGAUUCAGCAUGCAGAAUCACAGGAAUGGUUGCAACAAAGUCUGCAUUAAUCAUUGUCGAUAAUGCAAAUUGUAUGAUAAAAAUAUUUUCCAUAAAAGACAGUACAAAGCUGGAUCAGAAAAGGUUUUCAAGGGCACCGUAUGAUGUUACAUUAAUAGCUGAAACAGAAAUUGCAUUGACUUUCCCUGAUGAAGAAGAAGUUAAGAUGACGUCAAUAAUAAAAGAGGGUAAACGGGAUAGGUCAUUGAACACGCAGUGCGCUUGUAAAAAUGUAUGUUUCAUAGAUAACAGGAAACUAUUAGUUGUGACUGUCAGAGGCUCUGACAAUAUUCUGUUACUCGACAUUUACGGCCGUCCUUGCAAACCUUUUUUGUUCACCGGCAGCAGACUGAAAAAUAUUGACAUUGUUUUCCAUGCAGUAAAAGGGCGGAUAACGUAUAGAAAGUCAACCCCAGCAUGGUCAACAUCUACACAGGUAAAAGACGAUCUUAUGCUUGGCUCCGGCAGAGAGGGCUUUAUAUUAGCCAGAACGGAUAAUGCAAUAGUAUGUGCAUUUGACUAUAACGGACAGGAAGACUGGACUUUCGGACUGAAGUGUGUACUAAAGGCAAUAGCUACAGACGAAGACGGUACUAUGUAUGUCGCUUCACCACAUCAGUCGGACAUGAAACCAGUGACCACGAUUGAAUCACAUACUACACCUUGGUAUACACAUAGAGCUGAAGUUACUCGUCUUGCAAACAGUCCACUGUCGUGCAUUCAGUGUGAGAAAAUGAAUGUGUCAUGCAUGGUGUAUUGUAAGGACAUGUACCAGCUUUUUGUAGCUGCUGACGACGAGAUUAGAGUUUUUCCAGUUUUAUAA